GACGGCUGCUGUUGCUAAGUGGCGUCACCGCGCCGGUUGACGUAGCGACGGCGGCGGGGCAGUGUGGGGGGGUGGAGGCCUUGUCAGCGGCGGGGCCGGAAAUGGUACAGUUGUUGCUGUGCAGCUGGAUGUUGCUGAAUAGCAUUUCUAUGAGCUUGCUGUUCAAUCUGUCUGUUGUUCAGAAUGGCAAAAAACCCUAAUUUUCAGGAAGUUGGUCACCUGCCUACAGGCUACGUCCACUGUAAAUCUUCAGACAGCUUUACUGUCUACCAAUAUCACCAUCCCUCCAAGAUGAGUAACAGCCAUCCACUUCGUCCUUACACAGCUGUGGGUGAGAUUGACCAUGUGCACAUUCUGUCAGAGCACAUCGGUGCUCUAAUGAAUGGGGAAGAAUAUAGUGACGUUACCUUUAUUGUAGAAAAGAAACGUUUUCCGGCACACAGAGUGAUCCUGGCUGCUCGGUGCCAUUAUUUCAGAGCAUUAUUGUAUGGCGGAAUGAGAGAAUCUCAGCCUGAAGCAGAAAUUCCUCUUCAAGACACCACUGCAGAAGCAUUUACCAUGCUGUUGAAAUAUAUUUACACUGGUCGUGCUACACUACGAGAUGAGAAAGAGGAGGUUCUCCUAGACUUCCUAAGCCUAGCACAUAAAUAUGGGUUCCCAGAACUGGAGGAUUCCACCUCUGAGUAUCUUUGCACAAUACUUAAUAUUCAGAAUGUCUGUAUGACAUUUGAUGUUGCCAGUCUUUAUUCCCUUCCCAAAUUAACUUGUAUGUGCUGUAUGUUCAUGGAUAGAAAUGCCCAAGAGGUGCUCUCCAGUGAAGGCUUCCUGUCACUUUCUAAGGCUGCUCUUCUAAGUAUUGUACUGAGGGACUCAUUUGCAGCUCCUGAGAAGGACAUUUUCCAAGCUUUGAUGAAUUGGUGUAAACAUAACCCCAAGGAAAACCAUGCUGAAAUCAUGCAAGCAGUACGUUUGCCACUAAUGAGUCUAACAGAACUACUAAAUGUUGUAAGACCUUCUGGAUUGUUGUCACCUGAUGCCAUCCUAGAUGCCAUUAAGAUUCGUUCUGAGAGUCGGGACAUGGACCUCAACUACAGGGGCAUGUUAAUACCAGGGGAAAAUAUUGCAACAAUGAAGUAUGGAGCACAGGUUGUAAAAGGGGAGCUGAAGUCUGCUUUAUUAGAUGGGGAUACUCAGAACUAUGACUUGGAUCAUGGCUUCUCUCGACACCCGAUCGAUGAUGACUGCCGUUCUGGAAUUGAAAUUAAACUGGGCCAGCCAUCAAUAAUCAACCACAUACGAAUACUUCUGUGGGACAGAGAUAGUCGGUCUUAUUCCUACUACAUUGAGGUGUCCAUGGAUGAGUUAGACUGGAUUCGGGUUAUUGAUCACUCUAAAUACCUCUGUCGGUCCUGGCAGAACCUGUAUUUUCCUGCCCGUGUCUGCAGGUAUAUUCGAAUCGUUGGGACCCACAACACAGUGAACAAAGUUUUCCAUAUUGUGGCAUUUGAAUGCAUGUUCACAAACAAAACCUUUACUCUUGAGAAAGGCCUGAUAGUUCCCACUGAAAAUGUUGCAACAAUUGCAGAUUGUGCCAGUGUGAUUGAGGGUGUAAGUCGCAGUCGCAAUGCAUUGUUGAAUGGAGACACAAAAAACUACGAUUGGGAUUCUGGGUACACGUGCCAUCAGCUUGGGAGUGGAGCUAUUGUAGUACAGCUAGCACAACCCUACAUGAUCGGAUCAAUACGGUUGCUACUUUGGGACUGUGAUGAUCGGAGCUACAGCUACUACAUUGAGGUUUCAACGAAUCAGCAGCAGUGGACUAUGGUGGCUGAUCGCACAAAAAUUUCCUGCAAAUCCUGGCAAACAGUCACUUUUGAUAAGCAGCCCGCAUCUUUUAUCAGAAUAGUCGGAACUCACAACACAGCUAAUGAGGUGUUUCACUGUGUGCAUUUUGAGUGCCCAGCACAGAACAGUACCCACAAGGAUGAGAGUAGUAAGGAAGUGGCAACAACAGAGGUGGGGACUGGUGGACAACAGCUUGUUUCUCGCCCUGUUCGAGCUGCAAGCACUAGUUCCCUGCAUUCCCCUCCCGGAUCCACCUCCCGUUCACAUGCUCACCAACCGUAAAGGAGAUCGAAAGGGAGCUUUUGCAGCCCUGCUGACAUUUUAUGAAAUUAUUCAGAAGCUUCUUGUGAUGGCACCCUUUCAUUCUUUUUCUCUGUGAACAAAGGGGACCACAUCUGAAAGCUGGAAAUGCUGAAAUGGAAAAGGCUUUUCCCAAGGACAUGAAGAGACUGCUUCACUCUCCUCAAUUUGUUCAAAUCAGGCUGGUCUCUGAGGGGGGAGAAAAUAGGUCUUCAAUCUUCAUCAAGUACCCCAUUAACACCCUACCUCUCUAAUCUAACCAAGGCAAGGAGAACAGAAGGAAAUAAAAGGCAGAGCUGCAGUGGAAAUCUAAAAUGACUUGAGCAGAAUGGAAGGCACAUGAAAUAAGUAUUUGUUCCCUGAAGGCUUCCGUUAGCAAAGAAAAUGUUUAUGGAACGCAUCAGUCCGGAAUAUAUGUUAUUUUUAAAUUCAUUCAUAUUCCUUUGUAACUACUAAUCUGUUUUCUAAAUCGUUUUGACUCUGUAUUCCACUUUGUCUCUUAUUUUUGGCAGUAGCAAAUGCUGUGCAGUAGAUUAAAGAAGUAUCAAACAUGUUUACCUGCUGAGAUGCAAAUUCCCUCAUUCAUCAGUGGGAUGACCAGAAAAGCCUUCAUGAUAUCAACAAAAUAAUUAAUGGAUGCUAUAUUAAUCUUGACCUUAGUUCACUUUUCAAAGUACAAAAUUGUCAUUUAUUAUACUCAAAAAGGAAAAGUCCUAAAUCAAGCAUCCAUCUUGAAGAAAAACAUAUUUUUCACUCCUGAAGAUGAUUACUUAAACUUUACCUAUCUCUAAGAAAACUUGCAACAGAUCAUCAGAAAUGUUUGGUUUAGAAAAGUGGAACUGUAUCUGGUUCCUGACAAGCAGUUGGUCAGAAUACAAAAAGAAGGAUUUGCAGAUACUUAUUUUUUUCCCCAAGAAAAAAAAAUGCUUUACAAUCUGGAGCUAAAAAUUCAAAGGCUGUAUGUGCAUAAACUUUUCUCAUAAUCUUCCUAGAAUGUGAUGCUUUUACACUGUAUUGUAAAAGAUCUGGCUCUUCACAAUCACAGAAUUUGUUAUCCAUCUGUGUCUGUCUGGAUCACAUUGCCUGCUACUUUGCUUUUUCUAAGUGUUUUCACACUGAUGAUGAUGCGGUCUCUUACUCUCCAGAUCUACCUGACUUAUAGGAAGAGCUGCACGUUGGUCUUUCAGUAUGGGAUAAAGUGAGUUUGCAUUAAGACAAACGCCGAUGUAAUUGGCAAAAUUGAGUAGGAGGGUUGUUACUCCUCACAAAGUGUAUUAUAUUGGAAAUGUCAGCUAUCCAGUUUUAUGAACUUGGAAUUUCCUGUGGUGACAAAUAGCCUUGUCAGAAGAAAAGAAAGCUAGUGUAGGAUAAAUACGGUUUUCCUUUGCAUAACCAUAGUGAUAAAAUGAGUUAUAUCAACAUAGCAAAUAGUAUGUUAAUUUAUCACACUACUUAAUUUGAAAGAAUUUCCCUCUUGGAUACUAGUUGUGCUAAGAACAGGAAGAAAUAUAACAAGUGGUAGCAAUGAAUCAGUAGAAACUUUGAAGGAGAAAAGCGUCCUUUUUCUUGUUUCAAAUAAAAUUGAUUAGGCUUUAUCAAUAAUACUAUAGUAUUUUUCAUUGCCAAAUUGCAGUUGAGUUCUGACACGUGCAUAUAACUCCCUCCCGCGCCACUGCUGUUUUCUGACUUGUGAAUUCUGUCGGAGAAGAUGCACACCCAUUGCGUUAUACAUAGCUUACAAGAUGCACCACAGCUGCCUCCGACGGCCUGGAGUUCUGAGGCAGGAUACUGCUCGUGCCAGCCUGGGCUGCGGAUUACCUUAUUGCUUAACAGCCUUUGGAGCAUGAAAGAAUUAAGACCAGCUACUGGGGACAAAACUCUCUUGUUUAAGUAUAGGUCCAAAAAGUUGAAUUUUUCUUUUCCUUUGAAAAGUAAAACCAGAAAACUCUUCUAUUCUGGAUAUAAUCCAUGCUUUUCUAUUCUGGAUGUAAUCCAUGCUGGAAGUACUGAGAUGCAUGGAGGUUGUCUUGCCUUUAGUAGGUAAGUCCUUCCAUGUCAGUGGCAGUAGGUAUUUGCAGUUUGAUCAAACAAGUUUUCUUUUCUUAAGCUGUGGGUAAGCAAAGAGCAUAACUUCCUAGCUGUUAGUCUUUAGUAGUCACCAUUGUAGAGAAUGUUUAAAAAAAAAUUUAAAAGUUUGUGCCAGCUGUUCUGAGUCUAGGCUCUCAGAGAGAACAGGAUUUUCAGUUUGUAAUCUUUGAUGUGCACAAUUAAUUUUUAUGAUACAAAUAAGUCUUGUAGACUAUACCAUACUGCAAAUCUAUUUGAUCUUAUCCUGUGACUCACUGUUGAACAGAAAUGUCUGUUUAUUUCCCAUGGCAUUCACUUCCUGCCAAGAAUCUAAAUGAACAGAUCUGAGAUUCCCAAAGUAAAAACUAUGAGGUUCUAUAGACCUUCCAGCUCCUCACCCCCUAAAAUUGAUCAAAACAAAAAAACAACUUUGCAUUGUCCCUUCAUACAGGUGAAGAGAAAUUUUUAGUAUUAGAUUGAUUCUCAGUCACACAUGGCCUUUCUCACAGUCUUUAUUUUCUUCUGGUAGAGUUACUCUUAGAACCUGUCACUGGGGUGUCACCAAUGUGACCACAGAUCUCCCAGACAUUUAAGACAAGCCUCGCCACAGCUUCACGUUUCCUGAUGGGAAUCCUUUACCUUUCUAUUCAAUGAAAUAAUGUUGAAGUGUUUAAAGGACCUGAACUCUGCUUGGUCUUCUGACACUACCCACCAACAAACACCCCUAAUAUCUGUAUUGCCUGGCGUAGGUCUCUGUCUUAAACGUUGUGUCAGCAACGUAUUACUAGUGACAAAGGAAGAUAGUGCACAGAACUGAUUUGUGGUUUGGUGUGAAUGUUCUCAUUCUUUCUAAUUAUUGUCUGUAUUUAUUGACUCCCAAUUUCAGAUGUAGUUCUUGUAUAUUCUUCUGAAAUAUUUUUUCUUUCUUUUUCUUUUUUUGUUCCUUUCAGUGGAAUUAAGUUGUGCUGUUAUGGCUUAAUAUCAGGGUUUAUCAGGCUGAUGACGUACUAUAAUUAUUCGGAACUGGGUUAUCACUUACUUGUAUUUUAUUUACAGCAGGGGUAGAGCAGAACUGACCAGGUAUUCAUUGCUUUCUUGUCAGAAACUUUAAAAUAGACCUGUUGUUAGAUUUCUACAUAAUGGAACUAACUGUAUUGUCACUAUUGAGCCAUUAUUUCUAUUUAGUACUCUAGUAUCUUUAAAUUCCCCAGGCCUCAUUUUCUCAUUUUUUCUUCCAUAGGUUGAAUUCAAGCGUAGGCUCAACUCAUAUGGAGCUCAACAAAGCUCUUUCGAAAGUCUCUCUAUUUAAUUAACUUCUUCUAAGUGCAUUUAAAAGAUUUGCAUUUGCAGAAAUGUACGACCAAAUAUCAACUCCUUAAAACUGAUUUAUCCAGGAAAAUUAACUUCUGAAGUGAGCAAAAAUUGUGCAGCUCUGUUUUCAAGCCAUUGCAAAUCAGCUCUAAAACAAUUUCAAAUGGCGCGUUAAAUGGAAUUACAAUGAGAGAAGUUAAUCCAAGUCUAAUGUAAAAGACAAUACAGAGGAGGAAUCGUGGAUUUUGUUAGAGAAGGAACUAUUAUUCAUUGCAGUUUCCUUCCUUUACAGCUCCAUUUCUUUCUUUUUUUCCCCCUAAAAAUCAGUUUUUCUUGCUUAUUAUGACAACUCACGAAAGAGCUCAGUGCUUCGCAGCAUUGUUAAAAAAUUCAAAUGAUUUUAAUGCAUCUUCAUCUUUACUAAUGAUAACAUUAAAUUAGAGAAUUUUCAGUUUAGUAUCUGACUUGAUGAGGGCUGAUUUCUGUGAAAGAAACCAAAAGAUGUCUGUAAUUGUUCCACUCUAAGUAAAUUAAGUUUUCCAGCCAAAUGCAUGCUUGCAUCUACUCAUUAUUCAGCGAUGUUUUCUACAUCUAGUGUCAGUGCGAAAAUUAGAAGAAAAUGAAUGCCAUUCUUGUCUGAUUGUUGUGCGUUAGUAGUUCUGGUUAUACAGUGGUGCCCACUCAGUUACACUCCAUAAGGAAUUAGAACUUAAAUGUGAUUUCACAGAAAGUAACUCUGCUAUACAUCGCAUUUCUCUAUGAAAGUAUUAAUUGGCUUAUAUUUUGACAGGUGUUAAUGUACUGUCAAAUGGACAAGUGAACCCAUUGGUUAUUUUGUUGUGGUGGCUGGAGUAGUCAGCAAAUAAUCCGAGCCAGUAAGAAUUAAUGUAUUUAAGAGUAAAUGUUUAAGCUUGUACGUCAUGAUACCAGUUGCCAGAGGAUUAAACCAUGCUUCGGAACUAAUAAUUUGCAGAUCCCAGAGGGCGCUUGAGGCCUGGUUUGCAUCCCCAUCUCUCAGUUAAUGGUGUAUUUGGGUUAGAAUCCUUAGUUCUCGCUGAACUGAUUGUUGUUGUUGUCAGUUGUACUAGUUAACUUGGAUAUAUGUAGAAGCUCCACAAAGCUUUGUUUGGGAUACAGAAAUUAAAGUCCUGCAUCAAGUUUUAGGAGUACCCUAAUAGACGUGUGUAUAUAUAUAUAUGUUAAAUCGAGCUAGUAGCUAAUUAUUUAGCUUGAAUUUAGAACAGGUCCUAAAGCUCCAAAACUAAAAAAAAAAAAAAAAAAAAAAAAAAAUUCUGUGCAGGCAGGUAUGAAACGCAACCAUUGGGGUAUGGCAGGAUGCUGGCUCUGUUUUACAGUUGCUUAAAAAGUGCCAGUGUCUACACAAGGUAUGGGUCAGCAGGUCCAAAGCUGCUUUUUGCCCAGUUGUUAAGCAUUGGCGAUUUGGCUGUAGUGAGGUGUAUAAAAUAGAGCAAGUUAAAUGCCCAUCUCAAAGACAGGGGUGCAGUCCAAAGAACACACCUGCAUCCCUUAUAGCUACCUUGUAUGCUCUGGCUUGCAGUGUUUACAGAGUGAGCUGCCUUAUGACUUUUGUUAACAGCUCAAAAACCCCUGCAGACAUUUCUUUGGCCCUUCACAAGCUUUCAUUGCAAAGCUUUGGCUGGGGUAAUGUCGAAGUCCCACCCAUAUUCCAGGAUAGAAUCUGGGUCUGUGUUUGAUUUUGAAAAUUCUUACUAGAAAAAUAGUUUUAAAGUUGCCCUGCAACUUUUCUUAGAUAAAGGAAGCCCAAAUUAAAAACUGUAUUAUAAUACAAGGAAGCUGCAGGUAUCUGUCAUUUACCAUUAGACUGACUGCCAGAACAACUACAUACCAGUUUUAUAAUACUGUAUGUGUUUUUAAUUACUACGAUAUAUACAAAUGGUGGAAGGAAGUGAAGAAUCAGCUCCGCACACCGUUGGCAUUAGACAUUAUCACCCAACCAGAGAUCAGAGAAUUACUAGUUCUGCUGUUCCUUCCAGCCUAAUAGAAUAAUACAGUUCAGUGCUCUGAAAAAAAAUUAUAAUUGAUUCAUUACGUAAACAUCAUGGGAAUGGACGUUUGGAUUACUUUGGCUAAAAAUCUGAUGAGUGGUGACUUUACCCUGCGGAGGUGUAAACAUGCCUCUCCCGCUGGAGAAGCUACUGGAGUAGCCUCCUGCUACGUUAGGCCCUGGGCAGUCAUGGAGGAGGAGAGCUGCACUGUUGGUGCAAUGUGAGUACUUUUCCUCAUUAAAACUCCUGCUCAUCUGUUCUGUAUUUAUCAUCUUGGCACAUCUAUUCUCUUUGUGCAGCUACACAUCCCUGGAUUAAAAGAAGGUAGCCUAGUUUCUCAUGAUUUUCAGAAUUACCCAGUGACUCCUGACAACUGGCAGAUAGACAUCAACAAGCUCAGUCUGUAUUAAGUAGUCUGAAGAAUUUACAAAACUGACCUGUACGGUCUUUUACAGCAAAUGCUGUGUGUCCAAAAAGUACCAAGUGACUCCUGAAAUACCAAAUAAGUUGUGCAGUAUUACUGUUUAGAUGAAGGUUUGUGCGCUUAAAACUAUGUGCCAUGUAAUCCAAGUGAACAGGAGUGUUAUGGUUUGAAGAACCCACAACAAUUUAUUGUUGUUUAGACAACUAUUCUGUCACCCGAUGACCUCUCCCCACCCAGGAAGGGGAAUCGGAAAAGAGCGAGGAAACCCGACGGUUGAAAUAGAAACAGAUUUAAUAGAAUAGGACAAAAUAAAUAACACUAAUGAUACUAAAGAACCAAUAUUUAUCCUGAUACCAAUAUAAAAUAGACAAGGAUUAUACUCUGCCAAUUCUACCAGUAGGAAGCUGUGCACUCCCAGCAGUGGACAGCAAAUGUUGGACACUGCGAGCGCUGUGGCUUCAGGAGGAAGGGAAGGGCUCAGGGGUCCGGCACUGGGGCAAGAAGUUCUCAGGAUCACAGCCAUCUCAGAAGAGAGGGACUCCUCAGCAAACUUUCUAAUUCAUAUUGAAUGUGACGUUCAUGGUGUGAAAUAAUCCUGUUGGCCUGCUUGGGUCAAGUGCCUGGGUCUUGCUCCUCAUCCCCACACCUGGCUAGCUCAAAAACACCAUACCUGGCUAUAAAGUAAAUAUUUUCACAAAUUCAGACACUAGAGUCUUCUAAAAAUGCAGAUUCUCCAAGCAUUAGAAGAGACCUUACCGAAAAGUGAAAUUAUUGAAAGAGAAAUUAGUCCUGUGUCACCCAAACCAGGACAAGGAGUUACUACAGCUGCUUCCUGCAGAGGAAGCAGGGAACUUGCACACUUACCAGGAAUCACGGAUUUCCUUCGUAUCGCUUUUGGUCUACAUCACCUAUCUGUUGUCUCGGUACUCCCGAGCUAUGAUCACUAGGUGAUCUAUGGUUAAUACCUAGAAUCCAGUAAGUGUGUUUAACAAUAGAUGCUAAGAACUUUUUGUCUUCACUUAAAAAUUUUAGAUUGUGCUUUUGAAGCAUGGUCAGGCCACAGAAUUGGGUUUUGGGCAUCUUCUGUAGCUGUCUAUUCGGGUUUUUUUAAGUUAUUUUCAGCUGCUAAAAGAGUAGAAUUGUUCACAGAAAUUUCUCAUAGAGAGACGAAGAUACGAUUCUUGUGGUCUGAGCUAUUUCUGUUUGUCUUCCGUCCUCACAGCUCUUAUUUUUUCCCACAUGCUUCCCCCAGUCUUCUUGUUACUCCUUUUCUUUUCCUCCCUACCUAGCGUCGUAUCGCUGUUGCUGUGGUGUUCCCUGGAACUUUUCUUCAAAUUGUGAUAUAUUAAGGAUUUUUAAAACUUUAUUUGUUUUUACCUCUUUGUCAUAUGCUGAAUAAAACAUCCUUGUCCCUGUUCACUCACGUCAGUCUUUAAAGGCAGCCACCACUAGGCUGUCAAGUGCUAUUGAGCAAAAUUUAAAUUUGACUGUCUAUGGAUAUGGGAAAUACCAGCCCUUUUGGAGCUUGUACUUCCAUAAUCUGCUUGUUGCCCUUACGAGAAAAAUCAAGAUGUUUUCUGUUGACUUAAGUAGUAGGUCAGGCUUUCUGCAGGCUUAUCUAACUUAAGUGUAAAUAUAAAUUUAAGUAUUUCUGUCUCACCAUGAUGCACCUGAUAUACGCUCAGUUUGUUAGUUGUGCGUUGCUCAAUGUGUUAGUUGUACGUAAGUGGUGUUUUCUAAAUAAACUGCAUCAUCAAAAUUGAACCUCAAAAGAAUACGUAACUUUUCAGCGUUCCUGUGUGAAGGUAUUCCCGCUGUCUGGAGAUUCAAACAUCACGCAGAGCACAUGGACUCAGUUUGAGAAGUACAGCUUCACAAUUCAGUGCCCAUGUCUAUUAACCUUGUCCAAUAUCUUGUAAAGUUUUCUUUCCAUUCUGCUUUGCUCAGUUUCGUUUAUUAUCAUUGGUUUUCUUUCUGAAGUGAAUAUUAAUGUCGUUCCUUCAAAGAUCAUAAAUUAAAUAUAUGGAGCCGGGCUAAAUAGAAGUUCAGAUUUUAAGGAACUUUUUCACUCAUUUCUGUCAGUGCUUCUCUUGCCGUACAGUAGUUUAUAACUAUAUGGCUACACUCCCCUUCUCUGUAGCAAUUAUCAUUGUAUUUUGAAAGUUUUGUGCAUUAAAUACCUUUCCUUCUUUCUCAUACUUCCUAAACACAGAGUGGUUUUAAGCUACCUCAGACCUUGUUGUGAACAGGUACGAGUUUCAGCUAAAGUUUUCAGACUUUAUCAUAUAGCCUCUGAACGUUCUUUAAGUGCAUGUAUAUGUAGCGAAAUCAGCCUGCCCAGACCCUGAUUGCAUUUUCAGGAGCACUCUCUGGAGCGCGAUAGGUAACUGGGAUGAAUUCAGGCCACACUCAUUCAGGCUUAUACCCGUACCUCUUUCAAGGAAAACUAUUCAGGAGCGCAACUUCCGAUACGGGAAAUGCUUCAACUUUCUGGUCUCAGCUCUUUGAAGGACCAUGAUAUUGCCUGCGCUGGACCGCUUUCACCUCUCUUACUGUGACAACCCUCGUAGAAAUUGCGUCGUCAGACCUCCAUUCCUGGCUGUCAACAGGAGCUGUGCUAUUGCAUCGGACUGCUCUCGUCAGAUGAGAAUAAACCCCGCAUGGCGUGUACUGAUGGCCUUGAUAACGUUUUAUACCGCAACGGAUACGCAUUGCCAACCGUUCGGGCUAAUUAGGUUUCAGGUAAAAUGAUGGUUGCAGAUUGUGCUGCAGUGAUCCAAUCAAUAACUUUGGGAGUUGUCUGGUUUUGUAAGUUAUCCAUUGAACAACCUGGCAAACCUUGUUAGUACUGAUUUCUUUUUCACCAGCAGACGUGCACAUCAUCAGACGAGCAUUUUGUAACAUGGAGUUUUCUAUGAGCACCUAGAAAAAGCAGCAUUGCAAUUAUAUCCUUAGUAACGAUGUGUGUAUUUGUAAUGAAAGUCAUAGAAUUAUUAAAUUGCUAUAAACUAUUCUGUGCAUGCUCUAGCAUUGUAUUAACAGCUGACAGGCAGAAGGCUCUGGAGAGCAAGGAUGGCUGCCUCUGGUUUUCUUUUGUAAGAGUCUCAAAGAGCAGCAAAACUCACCGGAGCGGAUGCAGGACCAGACAAUGCUCAAAGCAAAUCAUAAAGUGAAACUGUUGUGCUUUGUAUUUAUUUCUUUGGGGAUUUUUCUUUAAAGUAUUUAACUUCACAGGAAAAUAGAGAGUAUAUCCGAAACAGUGACAAUUAGCGACGCACCUUUUCAAGAAUGAGAGGGGUGUGAUUUGAGAAAUAAAGUGAUCUUUUGUGUUUAA
Chroicocephalus ridibundus (black-headed gull) is the source of this 11308-nucleotide messenger RNA. It is a transcript of the gene BTBD9, whose product is annotated as BTB domain containing 9. The transcript has 12 exons. The coding region runs from base 184 to 2127 and encodes 647 amino acids. Gene Ontology annotation, cellular component: cytoplasm. Lineage: Eukaryota; Metazoa; Chordata; Aves; Charadriiformes; Laridae. The record is from RefSeq and is a predicted model, not a curated record. Gene Ontology annotation, biological process: circadian behavior; adult locomotory behavior; modulation of chemical synaptic transmission. Gene Ontology annotation, molecular function: protein binding.